Messenger RNA from Galendromus occidentalis (western predatory mite), 790 nucleotides. RefSeq names its product tRNA (guanine-N(7)-)-methyltransferase. The record is from RefSeq and is a predicted model, not a curated record. Gene Ontology annotation, biological process: RNA (guanine-N7)-methylation; tRNA methylation. Gene Ontology annotation, cellular component: tRNA methyltransferase complex. The coding region runs from base 43 to 783 and encodes 246 amino acids. The transcript is spliced from 5 exons. NCBI's taxonomy places the organism in Eukaryota, Metazoa, Arthropoda, Arachnida, Mesostigmata, Phytoseiidae. Gene Ontology annotation, molecular function: tRNA (guanine(46)-N7)-methyltransferase activity.
AGAGAACGGUCUCGAAAUUCAAAACAUUCACACGAGGUUCGAAUGCUUCACGAGAAGAGCGAAACAGAUGCGGUGUCAUCAACACCGGCCGAAAUGCAUUCAGAAACCGAUUCGAAAAGGAAGCUCAGUGAGUCUGGAGGGGAUGACGAGAUGGAAACGGAAGUUCAGCUCCCUCAGAAGCGAUACUACCGACAAAGAGCGCAUUCGAAUCCCAUAGCCGACCACUGUUUCGACUAUCCGUGCACUCCGAAUGACAUGGAUUGGACAUCUCUCCUUGAGGGGUUCUCGGACCUUUCGAGAGUCGAAUUCGCAGACAUCGGUUGUGGUUACGGCGGCCUCCUCGUCGAGCUUUCCCCCAUGUUCCCUGAAACCUUCAUGGUGGGGAUGGAAAUUCGCGUGAAAGUCUCCGACUACGUCAUGGAUCGCAUUCAGGCUCUUCGGAAACUUCAUCCUGGCCGAUACGGCAACAUCUGCUGCAUUCGCACAAACGCCAUGAAGUAUUUGCCGAAUUACUUCCGGAAAGGUCAGCUGAAGAAGAUGUUCUUCCUUUUCCCGGAUCCCCAUUUCAAGAAAACGAAGCACAAGUGGCGCAUCAUCAGCCAUCAGCUGCUGGGAGAAUACGCAUAUGUUUUGGCCGAGGGAGGCCUCAUCUACACCAUAACCGACGUGGCCGACCUAAAUGAGUGGAUGGUUUCCCACAUAACAGCACAUCCGCUUUUCGAGAGGAUAUCGGAUGACGAACUCGUACAAAAGCGAUCCGGUUGUGGAGAAACUAUCCGAUAGCUCCGAA